Molecule: messenger RNA, 954 nt
Organism: Macroventuria anomochaeta
Lineage: Eukaryota; Fungi; Ascomycota; Dothideomycetes; Pleosporales; Didymellaceae
Exons: 1
Coding region: 1-954 (317 amino acids)
Molecular function (GO): nucleic acid binding
Source: RefSeq, a predicted model, not a curated record
AUGGAUAAGAAGCAUGUCAACGCUGGUAAUGUUCACCCAAAGAAGCGCAUCAAAAGCAACAAAAGACCAUGGAAGGAUAAGCUUAACAAGGAGCAUAAGAGGGAGCAUACAUUGGAGCAUAUGGUUCAACAUGAGAUCAUUCAAGAGGAGCCUGUUGAGCACAACAUUAUGAUUAUUGUUGUAGAUGAGUACUGUGUAGGCUUUGGUGGUGCCCAGUUGGAGCGUGUGAGCAUGUUGGAGGGUGAAGAUUCAUAUGAAGUUGCUCAAGAAGUAUCUCCUGAACGCUUUAGCCUCAUGCAAUGGGGCGUUGCUUGUGGUCAAGAUGAGCACUACUUUGAUCGUAUUCAGCACAUCUGGGAGCCAGAAGAUGAGCAGUUAUCUCACGAGCUUGUUGCCAAACUUGAAGCUACACACAAGAAGUUGAAAGAAAAAGCUCGUCAACAACAGCGCAACGCUCUCAUCCCAGGAACUGCUGAGUUCCACCAUCUUCAGCGAGUCAAUCAGAAGAUCAAAGAUGACAACGCUAAGCUUCUGCAUGGUGUAAGGAAGGGAAGGCAACAGCGCAGAACUUCUAAGCAACUGUUCAAAGAGAAGGACUUCAAGGUGACAAGAAAGGGUGGCCUUGAUCAUGUUCGGUACACCUUUGAGAUCUAUGAGAAGGAGCUCAUCCCUUACUACCUAAGGCUCAAGAAUACGCACCCCGGCAAGACAAUCUACAUCUCUGAAGAUGGUGCAACUCCUCAUAUGAAAGCAAGAGAGUUGAUAACUUCAGAGCUUGAAGAAGCUGGUGUACUCUUCUUUGACUGGCCAUCAAAGUCUCCUAAUCUCCAUGCCAUUGAAGACAUCCAGAAUCACCACAAGAAACUCCUUAAGAAGCUUCGAUUUGAGACUAACAGUGCGUCAAAAGCAGCCAAAGAUAAGGCUAAGGUUAAGAUGAGAAGUAUUUGGCAAUGA